This is a messenger RNA of Juglans regia (Persian walnut), 456 nucleotides long. RefSeq lists its product as uncharacterized. The transcript is spliced from 2 exons. NCBI's taxonomy places the organism in Eukaryota, Viridiplantae, Streptophyta, Magnoliopsida, Fagales, Juglandaceae. The coding region runs from base 1 to 456 and encodes 151 amino acids. The record is from RefSeq and is a predicted model, not a curated record.
AUGUUUCACACGCCUUUGGGCCAAGUUUUGACAACUCAGGUCUUCAAAAACGAGUCUGCAAAAGACAAAGGAAGAAGAGGCCUAGUGGGCUUUGUGAAGUGGGGAAAAUCCCCUUACAAGAGACAACGCGGUGCACCCCAUGACGUCUUAUUGGUCGUGGUAGUGGCUCUCGUGCUUGUGGUGUCGUCCCUCAUCGGUGACCAAGGUGAGGCCAUCACCGAGCUGUUGAGCCCUGUGGACCUUCUACUCCUCCGCAUCGUCCUCUUCCUCACCAUUCAGUUCCUCUCCUCUAAGCGUGGCUCCUUCAUCUCUAGCAUGUUCUUGACUGGCAAGCCCAACACCAUCCACAAGGUUAGCGAUUGCACAGUGGGAGUCAUGCUCAUUCUGAUCAUCAUUUUGUUCCUCCUCUACAAUCUUGUAUCUAUCUUCGACGAUGGCGAUGAUUUCGAUGAAUAG